Messenger RNA from Lentinula edodes (shiitake mushroom), 1180 nucleotides. Its product is annotated as NADH-ubiquinone oxidoreductase 21kDa subunit. Lineage: Eukaryota; Fungi; Basidiomycota; Agaricomycetes; Agaricales; Omphalotaceae. Gene Ontology annotation, biological process: electron transport chain. The coding region runs from base 313 to 831 and encodes 172 amino acids. The transcript has 5 exons. The record is from RefSeq and is a predicted model, not a curated record.
GCAAUUUAGACGCAUGAAAGCCAGUGUACAUAGUAAUAUCAGAUUUAUCAGAUUAUAAGAUAACCUUUUUGAAGAUCGCGAAGUGGUGCAUCCAAUCGCGGCCGCUUGAAGUACAACUAUGCCUUCUGUAUCGAUUUGCCGAACGUUUUCAUCCGAUCUUUCUGCUUCUCUGAAUAUAGUACGCCUCAAAGAGUAGUUCGAGAUGGAUAGCCGCUGAUAAUUUCGUUCGGCUAACGCCUAACGGGUCUGACCGUGGGAGCCGCUCCAACUGUGAUUUGAUUGGACAGUUCUCGACAGGAUUUCGAACACUUCAUGUCCUUACUCCGUACCUCGCUGGCGCCAUGUCGCCGAAACAUCCUCCAAGCAGCAUAUAGAACAGUCUCUACGACCCCCAACACCAACUCUGCCCCCACCGUCAAUACAGAAUCAUCCGAAAUUGUUGCCCCUCCUCCAGCCCGCGAUGUCAUGACUGCAGAUGUAGUCAGCGGUGCUCCUCCGGAACUAAGACAUCGUUCAGUUCGCAUCUAUCAACCUACCCGUAAUACUAUGCAGAGCGGUCCAAACAAGGGUGACAGGUGGAGGAUUGAUUUCGAUGUUCUUCUGGGAGGAGGUCGUUGGGAGAAUCCGCUUAUGGGCUGGGCUAGUUCUGCCGAUUACAUGCAAGGAACCCGAGUCUCUUUCCGUUCCAAGGAAGAUGCAAUCCAUUUUGCGGAAAAGCAAGGCUGGGACUACUAUGUCCAACUUCCUGAGGUUAAGAGAAUACCACCAAAGAAUUACGCCGAGAACUACCUGUAUCGUAAGGACAAACUCCGUAUCAUGCGAACCAAAUAGAUUUUGGAAUGUAAUACAUCUCAACCAUUCGUUCCAAAUUAAAUCAGUUAAUCCAGUCAUGAUCAUUCAGCUACUUUCGUACCGACUCUGAUACCUUGUAAGCUGUUAGCUGAAAGACUGUGUAUUGGUACCUUCACAUAGACAAGCGUUUACACCCUAUCUAUCUAUCAACAAGAGAAAUUGUAACGCAUGACAAACUUGAGUUAGAAUAAAAUGAGGAAAUCCACAUCUAAUUCAAGAUGAGGAAGCGCGCGGAGUGCUAUAGUCGACUUCCGCAAAUAUAACAACCCGAUGCCAGGUUAGAAAGAGGUUUGGUCAAAAGACGACUUGUACACGAUAAUCAUGGGUC